CUGAUACAUUUUCUGUAUCUAAACAUUAAUACUGAUGCAGCUUCAUGUCCAUACCUUUACGUCUUUAAGCCAACAAAUAAGUAGCUUUCAUUCUUAAGUACUACUAUGAACACUUUUCUUGCUAAUUCUUCGUCUUACAUGUAGUCUGAUUGUUAAAUUGCUGCUACGGUAGAAGCCUAGAAAUUGAAGUUAUAGUAUAUUAUGGUUUCUGGCAAUGGCUAACAGUUGUGAUCCAUUUCAAACGAAAGUUGUUACUGAUAAACAAGAACCAAACAACAUCUUUGAAGAGUUUUGUCACCUUAAAUCGAAGAAAAUGAGACAGCUUGAGGAUGGCAUUGAAGCCAAGGAGAGGCAAUCUCUUAACACAGAGGCUCAAAGUUCAUUAAAGCAAGAGAUCCUAGAUCUUCAAGACCGCUUGCAGGACCAGGUUCUGGUACGCCGUACAUUGGAGAAGGCACUAAACUGUAAGCCUUUUUCCCAUGAUAUCAUGACAGAUAAGUCAAUCCCCAAGCCUGCUAAGGAACUGAUUAAGGAAAUUGCAGUUUUGGAACUGGAAGUGGUGUAUUUGGAACGAUAUCUUCUCUCCCUGUACAGAAAAACAUUCGAACAACAAGUAUCAUUUCUGUCAACCAAAGAUGAAAGGGACCAUGAGAGAUUCAAAAUGAGUUCAAACACACAUAAAGGAAUGUUUCGAUCAGUUCUUGGAAAUGAGAAUGAUAUAAUGUCGGAUAAGGACCAUUCUGCUGAUAAUGCAAGUCAUCUCACUUCACUGACCGAGGAACGCAAUGACACUCGGGGACCGGAAAAACUGCUAGAUUCCAGCAUUCAUCGAUGUCGCUCCUCAAUGUCUCAGCGGUCUAUUGGAACUUCUCCAACAACGCGAUCAGUAGCCAGAGCAGUAGACUCAUGCCAUUCUCUCCCACUGUCAAUGUUGGAGCUAGCUCGGAAUGAUACUUCAAUUGCAAUCAGCCUAGCAGAUCAUCUUGGAACCUCUAUUCGCUAUGACGUACCAGAGUCGCCGAACUGGCUUUCCGAGGAGAUGAUCAGGAGAAUCUCGACCAUAUUUUGUGAACUUGCAGACCCGCCUUUGAUCAAUCCUGAUUAUGUUUCCUCCAAAAUUUCAAUCUCUUCAUCACCAAAUGAGUUUUCAUCACAAGGCCAUGGUGAUACAUGGAGCCCACAGUAUGGGAACUAUUCAUCCUUCAAUUCAUCACUUGACAACCCUUUCCACGUUGGAGCCUCCAAGGAAUUCAGUGGACCAUACUGCUCAAUGGUCAAGGUCCAACGAAUUUGUAGAGAUACUCAAAAGCUGAGAUAUAUUCAACAUAAGCUACAAGAUUUUAGGUCACUUGUCUCUCGGCUAGAAGGGGUUAAUCCUAGAAAGAUGAAACAUGAUGAAAAGCUAGCUUUUUGGAUCAAUGUUCACAACGCACUUGUGAUGCAUGCAUAUUUAGUAUAUGGCAUUCCGCAGAAUAAUAUGAAAAGGGUGUCCUUAAUACUCAAGGCAGCAUACAACGUUGGGGGUCAUACAGUUAGUGUAGACAUGAUACAGAAUUCUAUUCUCGGAUGUCGGUUGCUCCGUCCAGGACCGUGGCUGCGACAGCUAUUUUCUGCGAAGACAAAAUUCAAGAAUGGAGAUGGAAGGAAAGCUUAUUCUAUAGAUCAUCCCGAACCUCGCUUAUAUUUUGCACUUUGUGCAGGAAGUUAUUCUGAUCCUGCAGUUAGAGCGUACACUCCUAAGAGAGUGUAUGAGGAUCUGGAAGCUGCAAAGGAAGAAUACAUCCAAUCAACAUUCAUUGUAAAUAAAGAAAAGAAACUCCUUCUUUCGAAGAUUGUAGAGUCUUUUGCUAAGGAUUUGGAACUUUGCCCUGCUGGUCUGGUGGAAAUGAUAGAGCAUUUACUGCCUAAUUAUUUGAAGAAAAGAAUUCAGGAGUGUCAGUACAGAAAAUUUGGCAAGAAAAUUGAGUGGAUUCCUCACAACUUCUCGUUUCGCUAUCUCCUGUCCAAGGAAUUAGCCUAGUUAUCUCAUUUCCAUCAGUAUGGGUGGGAUUCCGCGUGCUGGAGCUAAGAAGCAGUGCUAUUCUUCAACUUAUGCCUGCAAUAUAAUGUGGAAUGACAGAAUAUUCUUAACUAAAAUCUAUGGCACACAAGGUGGUGCCGAGUUGAUUUAGACACCAAAUUGAAGCGUCUAUCUAAGAAGAAUGAUGAUCAAAUGGGCUGAAGAUAAUGAGCUUUGAAUCCAUCAAACUGAAGGCCAGA
Molecule: messenger RNA, 2259 nt
Organism: Populus euphratica (Euphrates poplar)
Lineage: Eukaryota; Viridiplantae; Streptophyta; Magnoliopsida; Malpighiales; Salicaceae
Exons: 11
Coding region: 215-2020 (601 amino acids)
Source: RefSeq, a predicted model, not a curated record